Felis catus (domestic cat) is the source of this 7734-nucleotide messenger RNA. It is a transcript of the gene APC2, whose product is annotated as APC regulator of WNT signaling pathway 2. The coding region runs from base 79 to 6957 and encodes 2292 amino acids. The record is from RefSeq and is a predicted model, not a curated record. Gene Ontology annotation, molecular function: beta-catenin binding; microtubule binding; gamma-catenin binding. Lineage: Eukaryota; Metazoa; Chordata; Mammalia; Carnivora; Felidae. The transcript has 15 exons. Gene Ontology annotation, cellular component: beta-catenin destruction complex; cytoplasmic microtubule; catenin complex. Gene Ontology annotation, biological process: nervous system development; cell migration; regulation of cell differentiation.
GGGAGUCUCGGCCGAGCCUCCCCCCUACCCGAGCAGCUGAGGGCGGGGCGCAGGCUGGUCCGGGGCGGCCGCGGCUCCAUGGGGCUCUUGGGGCUGCUGAGCCUGCUGCACUCAGCCGUCUUCGGGGACCAGGCGCUGCAGGAGCUGAAGAUGACGAGCUCCGUGGCGCCCUACGAGCAGCUGGUGCGGCAGGUGGAGGCCUUGAAGGCCGAGAACAGUCACCUGAGGCAGGAGCUGCGAGACAACUCGAGCCACCUGUCCAAGCUAGAGACGGAGACGUCCGGCAUGAAGGAGGUCCUGAAGCACUUACAAGGCAAGCUGGAGCAGGAGGCCGGAGUGCUGGUGUCCUUGGGGCAGACGGAGGUGCUGGAACAGCUGAAAGCCCUGCAGAUGGACAUCACCAGCCUGUACAACCUCAAGUUCCAGCCCCCAGCCCUAGGUCCUGAGCCCACUGGCCGGACCCCCGAAGGAAGUCCAGUACACGGCUCCGGGCCUUCGAAGGACAGCUUUGGGGAGCUGAGCCGGGCGACCAUCCGGCUGCUGGAGGAACUGGACCGGGAGAGGUGCUUCCUGUUGAACGAGAUCGAGAAGGAGGAGAAGGAGAAGCUCUGGUAUUACUCACAGCUGCAGGGCCUGUCCAAGCGCCUGGACGAGCUCCCGCACGUGGAGACGCAGUUCUCGAUGCAGAUGGACCUGAUCCGGCAGCAGCUGGAGUUCGAGGCCCAGCACAUCCGCUCGCUGAUGGAAGAACGCUUCGGCACCUCGGACGAGAUGGUGCAGCGCGCGCAGAUCCGCGCUUCUCGCUUGGAGCAAAUCGAUCAGGAGCUGCUGUCCGCACAGGACCGGGUGCAACAGACAGAGCCCCAGGCCCUGCUGGCGGUGAAGUCGGUGCCGGUGGACGAGGAUCCAGAGACUGAAGUCCCCACACACCCGGAGGAUGGUGUCCCUCAGCCCGGCAACAGCAAGGUGGAGGUGGUCUUCUGGCUGCUGUCCAUGCUGGCAACGCGUGACCAGGAGGACACGGCGCGCACCCUGCUGGCCAUGUCCAGCUCGCCGGAGAGCUGCGUGGCCAUGCGCCGCUCGGGGUGCCUGCCGCUGCUGCUGCAGAUCCUGCACGGCACCGAGGCCGGCGCUGGGGGUCGCGACGGAAGCCCCGGGGCGACGGGCGCCAAGGACGCACGCAUGCGCGCCAACGCGGCGCUGCACAACAUCGUCUUCUCGCAACCUGACCAGGGCCUGGCGCGCAAGGAGAUGCGCGUCCUGCACGUGCUGGAGCAGAUCCGGGCCUAUUGUGAGACCUGCUGGGACUGGCUGCAGGCCAGGGACGGCGCCGAGGGAGGCGGCGCCAGCGGCGCUCCCGUCCCCAUCGAGCCCCAGAUCUGCCAGGCCACCUGUGCCGUGAUGAAGCUGUCUUUUGACGAGGAAUACCGCCGAGCCAUGAACGAGCUGGGUGGGCUGCAGGCCGUGGCAGAGUUACUGCAAGUUGACUAUGAGAUGCACAGAAUGACCCGGGACCCGCUGAACCUCGCCCUCCGUCGAUACGCCGGCAUGACCCUCACCAACCUCACCUUUGGAGACGUGGCCAACAAGGCCGCACUGUGUGCCCGCCGGGGCUGCAUGGAGGCCAUCGUGGCCCAGCUGGCUUCUGAGAGCGAGGAGCUGCACCAGGUUGUGUCCAGCAUCCUGCGGAACCUGUCCUGGCGGGCCGACAUCCACAGCAAGAAGGUGCUGCGGGAGGUGGGCAGCAUGACCGCCCUGAUGCGGUGCGUCCUUCGAGCCUCCAAGGAGUCCACCCUGAAGAGUGUGCUCAGCGCCCUGUGGAACCUGUCGGCGCACAGCACGGAGAACAAGGCGGCCAUCUGCCAGGUGGACGGCGCCCUGGGCUUCCUGGUGAGGACACUGACCUACAAGUGCCAGAGCAACUCGCUGGCCGUCAUCGAGAGUGGCGGCGGCAUCCUGCGCAACGUGUCCAGCCUCAUCGCCACGCGGGAGGACUACAGGCAGGUGCUGCGGGACCACAACUGUCUGCAGACGCUGCUGCAGCACCUGACGUCCCACAGCCUGACCAUCGUGAGCAACGCGUGCGGCACGCUCUGGAACCUGUCGGCCCGCAGCCCGCGCGACCAGGAGCUGCUGUGGGACCUGGGGGCCGUGGGCAUGCUGCGGAACCUGGUGCACUCCAAGCACAAGAUGAUCGCCAUGGGCAGCGCCGCGGCCCUGCGCAACCUGCUGGCCCACCGGCCCGCCAAGUACCAGGCGACGGCCACCGCCGUGUCCCCCGGCGCGUGCGCACCCAGUCUGUACGUGAGGAAGCAGCGGGCGCUGGAGGCCGAGCUGGACACGCGACAUCUGGCCCAGGCGCUCGACCACCUGGAGAAGCAGGGCCUGCCCGAGGCCGAGGCCGAGGCCGCCUCCAAGAAGCCGCUGCCGCCCCUGCGGCACCUGGACGGGCUGGCCCGGGACUACGCCUCCGACUCCGGCUGCUUCGACGACGACGAGGCGCCCUCCCUGGCCGCCGCCGCCUCGACCGCCGAGCCCGCCAGCCCCGCCGUGCUGUCCCUCUUCCUGGGCAGCCCCUUCCUGCAGGGACAGGCUCUGGCCCGCGCCCCGCCCGCCCGCCGCAGCGGCCCGGAGGCGGAGAAGGAGGCCGGCGGGGAGGCGGCCGUGGCGGCCAGGGCCAAGGCCAAGCUGGCGCUGGCGGUGGCGCGGAUCGACCGGCUGGUGGAGGACAUCUCAGCCCUGCACACCUCGUCCGACGACAGCUUCAGCCUCAGCUCCGGGGACCCCGGGCAGGAGGCCCCGCGGGAGGGCCGCGCCCAGUCCUGCUCCCCUUGCCGGCGGCCGGAGGGCAGGCGGCAGGAGGCCGGCGGCCGGGCCCACCCGCUGCUUCGGCUCCAGGCCGCCCACGCCAGUCUGUCCAACGACAGCCUCGACAGCGGCAGCAGCGCCGGUGACGGGCGCUGCCCCCGCGAGCACACGAGGCCCUGCCCGCUGGCCGUGCUGGCCGAGCACCACGAGGGGGCCCCGUGCAGCCAGGCGCGGCCCAGCCGGCUGGACCUCAGCCCGCUGGGCGGCCGGGAGCCGGCCGGGAGGGACGGCUCUGCGGCCGACGCCUGCGUGCGCACCAUCAAGCUCUCGCCCACCUACCAGCACGUGCCCACGCUCUUCGAGGGCCACCCCAGGGCGGGGGCGGGGCCCCUGGCCGCCGGGGCCCGGAAGCAGGCCUGGCUGCCCACGGAGGGCCUGAGCCAGCUGCCCGAGAAGCCGGCGGCAGAGACGGCGCCCCUCCGCCUGUCCCGCUGCAGCUCUCUGUCCUCGCUGUCCUCGGCCGGCCGCCCCGGCCCCAGUGAGGCCGGGGACCUGGACAGCGACUCGUCCCUGGAGGCACUGGAGGAGGCGGGACCCGGCAAGGCGGACCUGGACGGAGCCUGGCUCGGGCCUGGGGCCGCCUCCCUGCCCGUGGCCAUCCCGGCGCCGCACCGGGGCCGCGGCCUGGGGGCGGAGGACACCACGCCGUCUAGCUCCUCCGAGAACUGCGUGCAGGAGACGCCGCUGGUGCUGAGCCGCUGCAGCUCCGUGAGCUCCCUGAGCAGUUUCGAGAGCCCGUCCAUCGCCAGCUCCGUCCCCAGCGACCCGUGCAGCGGGCUGGGCAGCGGCACGGUCAGCCCCAGCGAGCUGCCCGACAGCCCCGGGCAGACCAUGCCGCCCAGCCGCAGCAAGACGCCCCCGCUGGCCCCUGCGCCCCCCGGCGAGCGCGAGAGCACCCAGUUCAGCUUGCAGUGGGAGAGCUACGUGAAGCGAUUCCUGGACAUCGCCGACCGCCGGGAGCGCUGCCGGCUGCCGUCGGAGCUCGACGCCGGCAGCGUCCGCUUCACGGUGGAGAAGCCGGACGAGAACUUCUCGUGCGCCUCGAGCCUCAGCGCGCUGGCCCUGCACGAGCACUACGUGCAGAAGGAUGUGGAGCUGCGGCUGCUGCCCCCCGCCUGCCCGGAUCGCGGCGGCGGCCCCGGCCCCGGCCCCGGCCCCGGCCCGCACCUCGCGGGGCACCGCCGGCGGGACGAGGCCGCUGGGUGCCUGGAGGGGCCGGCAGCCGCCGACCAGGAGCUGCAGCUGCUGCGCGAGUGCCUGGGGGCAGCCGUGCCCGCCCGGCUCCGCAAGGUGGCCUCGGCCCUGGUGCCCGGCCGCCGCGCGCUGCCCGUGCCCGUGUACAUGCUGGUGCCCGCCCCCGCCCGAGGGGACGACUCAUGCACCGACUCAGCCGAGGGCACGCCGGUCACCUUCUCCAGUGCCACCUCGCUCAGCGACGAGACGCUGCAGGGACCUCCCAGGGACCCACCCGCCGGGCAGGCAGCCGGCCGGAAGACCGCAGGUCGGGAGGCCGCCGCCAGGCAGGCCACCGGGCACCGCCACGGGGCGUGGGGCGGGGGCCGGAGCGCAGAGCAGGCCCGGGGGGCGGGCACGAGCCGGGUGGGGCUGGAGCUGCCCCUCCGCCAGCCCUCGAGCGCCUGCACGGACAGGGACGGCCCCCGCCCGGGCCAGGCACGUGGGGACGGGGCACCGCAGUCGCUGUGCCUCACGACGCCCACCGAGGAGGCCGUGUACUGCUUCUACGACAACGACUCCGAUGAAGAGCCGUCCGAGGCGGUGGCGCCCCCGCGGCGGGCGUCCGCCAUCCCCCGUGCCGUGAAGAGAGAGCACCCGGCCGGCAGGAAGGACGCACAGGCCACACCCAAGGCCGCAGCCAAGGCCCUGCCCGCUGCCCGCGCCCAGCCCAGCCUCAUCGCCGACGAGACCCCGCCAUGCUAUUCCCUGAGCUCCUCCGCCAGCUCCCUCAGCGAGCCUGAGCCCCCUGAGCAGCCGGCCACCCGGCCCCGUGCUCCCGAGCCGGCCGUCGCCAAAGUCGUGGGCCCGGGGGGCGGGUGCAGCGGCGCCCCCAGCCCGCGGGCGGGGACGGGGACGGGGCCGGGGCCGCUCCGGCGCUGUGUCGGGUCAGCCGUGCCCGGGCGCCGGCUCCAGGCGUCAGGCCCGCGGCGCCGCAAGCCCCAGGCUGCCCGGCCAGACAAACGGCCAGCGGAGCGGCCCCAGGAGCGCGGUGACGAGGCGGCGGGCUCAGACCAGGCCUCCGACCUGGACAGCGUCGAGUGGCGCGCCAUCCAAGAGGGCGCCAACUCCAUCGUCACGUGGCUGCACCAGGCGGCGGCCGCGGCCACCCACGAGGCCUCAUCUGGCUCUGACUCCAUCCUGUCGGAGUCCGGGCUGUCAGGCUCCACCCUGCAGCCGCCGGUGCACAGGAAGGGACAGCGGCUGCAGGCGGGCAGUGCCGCGAGGCCGAGGCCGGAGAAGCGGGACUCAACCCUGGCCCAGCACGGCCCCAGUGGCCCCGAGAAGCUGCGUGGUGCUCAGAAGACGGCGUGCAGGGUGCCGGCCGUGCUCCGGGGACGGACCGUGAUCUAUGUGCCCAGCCCGGCCCCCCGGGCACAGCCCAGAGGCAACCCCGGCACCCGUGUGGCACCGAGGAAGGUGGGAGCCCCUGCGCAGCCCGCAGCCCCGGCCAAAGCCCCCAGCCCCGGGCAGCAGCAGCAGCAGCAGCAGCAGCAGCAGCAGCAGCAGCGGUCUCGAAGCCUACACCGGCCGGGCAAGAUCUCGGAGCUGGCGGCACUGAGCCCCCCCCAGCGGAGCGCCACGCCGCCCGCCCGCCUGGCGAAGGCCCCCUCGUCCGGCUCCUCCCCGGCCUCCCCGGCCUCCCAGGCCCCGCCCAGGAGGCCGCCCUCGGGCCCCCAGGCUGCGGGGCCCCUACCUGGUCCCGGGGCGUCUCUGGCGCCCCAGACGCCCGCGCGGGCCCUACUGUCCAAGCAGCACAAGACGCAGAAGUCACCCGUGCGGAUCCCCUUCAUGCAGAGGCCCGCCAGGCGGGGGCCGCCAGCCCUGGCCCGGGCAGCCCCGGAGCCGGGCCCCAGGGGCCGGGCAGGAGCCGAGGGAAGCCCGGGCGCCCGAGGGGGCCGCCUGGGCCUGGUGCGCGUGGCCUCCGCCCGCUCCAGUGGCAGCGAGUCCUCCGACCGCUCAGGUUUCCGGCGGCAGCUGACCUUCGUCAAGGAGUCCGCGGGCCUGCCGCGCCGCCGCCGCUCAGAGGUGGCCGCGCCCGAGGCCGCGCCCUCCGCCUCCCAGGGCGGCUCCCCCCGGCGCGGUCGGCCCGCCCUGCCCGCGGUCUUCCUGUGCUCCUCGCGCUGCGACGAGCUGCGGGCGGCCCCCCGACGACCCCCUGCAGCCAGGCCCGGCCCCGGCGAGCGGCCGGCGCGGCGCCCCAGCUCCGAAAGCCCGUCCCGCCUGCCCGUCCGCACGCCGGCCGCCCGGCCCGAGGCCGUCAAGCGCUACGCCUCCCUGCCGCACAUCAGCGCGCUGCCGGGGCCCGCGGCCGACGCCGCCCGCCGCAGCAGCGACGGGGAGGCCCGGCCGCUCCCGAGGGUGGCGGCCCCGGGCACCACGUGGCGUCGCAUCCGGGACGAGGACGUUCCGCACAUCCUUCGGAGCACGCUGCCCGCCACCGCCCUGCCCCUGGUGGGCGCCUCCCCCGAGGAGGGCCCCGGCGGGCCCCCGCAGCGCAAGACCAGCGACGCCGUGGUUCAGACCGAGGACUUCGUUGCCGCCAAGACCAACUCCAGCACGUCUCCGAGCCUGGAGAGCAGGGGGCCCUCCCAGGCCCUGGGCGGCGGCCCCACAUCCUUCCCUGGCAGCGAUGUGGAUGGGCCCUGCCCCCCCAAGGCGCCCACCUCUGCCCCCUUCGUCCAUGAGGGCCUGGGGGUGGCCGUGGGAGGCUUUCCCACCAGCCGGCACGGCUCCCCCAGCCGCGCGGCCCGCGUGCCCCCCUUCAACUAUGUGCCCAGCCCCAUGGUGGCAGCCGCCGCCGACUUGGCCGCAGAGAAAGCCCCCACCGCCGCCCCCGCCAGCCUUCUGGAAUAGUGGCCGGGGCUGGCCUUCUGGAACAUCCUCUCCAGGUCGAGGGCUGGCCUGGCUGCCCAGGGGGUGGUCCCACGGUCCAUCUACCCUCCAGAGCCCCUGCCCUUGGAGCCCCCCUGCAGCCUGAAUCGGCCUCACAUCUCACGCACAGAUGCUUGCUCCGCGCCGCGGGGGCUCUGGAAAGAGGUGGAGCUGAGGGCCGGAGCUGCGGUCCCAACCUGGCCCCCACGCAGAGACCACCCUCCCAGCUCGGGCUGCCCUGCGCAGUGUGCUCGUGGCCCCGAGCUUCAGCAAGACCCUCCCGUUUCGGGAGGUGCAGGGAAGUGGCAACCCGCCCGGGGCGGGGGACGGAGCGGGGAGGGUGGCCCCCUCGAGCGGGCGCCCGCCCGCGCGCGCCGGGAUGAAGCCUGUAACGUUGGAGGCCCCGUAAUUGGUUAAUGAUGGCUUUGCCGGUUCGCUUGCCGUCUCAGCCCCAGCUGGGGGCGUGGGGGCGGGCGCGGCUGAGCCCCAGACAGCGCCGUCUAGCGAGCCGGGAGCGCCCCGCCGCCGGGCGGCCCGGAACUGCAGGGAGAGAGACUGGUGCCCGGACGAUGGGGACGGUCAACAGCCCGGCCGGGGCGGGGGCGCCCGACCGCAACGGGCGGGAGGAAGCGUGUGGAGGGACGCCCCCGAAGGCCACCGCCGCCGCGCUUCUCUGUUCCAUUCUCCUUCGCCACGCACGAAGCGCUGGGCCCCACGGGCCUCGCGCCAGGGACGGCACAGCUGCGGGAGAUGCCGGCC